Molecule: messenger RNA, 899 nt
Organism: Ruditapes philippinarum (Manila clam)
Lineage: Eukaryota; Metazoa; Mollusca; Bivalvia; Venerida; Veneridae
Product: protein shisa-5-like
Exons: 2
Coding region: 1-477 (158 amino acids)
Source: RefSeq, a predicted model, not a curated record
AUGCCGGAAGUUAUCCGAUUGUUUUCACUAAUUAAUAACCUAUUAUUGUCUUUCCUUCCGGUAGGAGCAUCAGGUGACAGCUGUUAUAACAUAUACUACAGCGAGACUUACGAAUGCACGUAUGGAUGUUGCGGCAGCAAGUACGACUACGACUAUGGGUGUUGUACGAUAACCGGUAUUGUGGCCGGCGCCGUGUUCGGGACAAUAUUUAUAGUGGCUGUGAUUGUCGUGCUGGUUUACAUAUGUAAGAAGAAAAAACAACGUGGAAGUGUUAUAAACCCAUCUCCACAACACGCGACAAGAGUGACAGUUGUUCAACCUCCUGCGUAUCAACCACAUCCGCAAGGUCCUCCGCCAAGCUACCCAGGACCACCACCAGGUGGUUCCAGCUUCCAACCGGGUUAUCCACAGCCACAAACGUAUCCUCCUCCGCAUACAGGUCCCGGAUAUGAUCCCGCCUACCGACCGAAGUACUAAAACCGAAAACAAACAUCACCGGGCACAUUUGUUCAGACCGAGAUCAAGGCUACAACGAAUAAAACAGUUAAACUUCAUUCUGAAAUUAAAGCUGCAUACCUCCAGAUGAGCUAAAAUAUUUCAUGGAAAUCUAACUUGAAAAACAUGUGAACAGAAAAAAAAUCAAGAUUCAAGUAAUAAUUUACAUGUUAUGCGCGAUUAAUGAAUGAUUUAGCCAUAUUUCGUCUGCGUGACUAACGCAAUAAGGCCUGCUUUUGCAUAUUUUGACCUCUUUUUAGUAAUCGGAUUGUAUGUGCCGUUUGCAAUAUGUAAAUUAUUUUCUUUGUUCAAUUCACAAUAUUGAACUUUUAAAUACAUUUUUUCAAAAUUUUCAGGAAAAUUAGCAUAAAUCUGAAGAAAUAUUUAGUUGUUUCGUAAUGUGC